CUUGUGACUGACUAAUAUUACAGGGUCGUGUAAUUGUCAACUAAUUACACCACAAAAAUCCACCAACACAUACCACUUUCCUCCCACUGUAUAAUUUCCAUAUUACAAAACCAAUAAAUCAUACAUCAAUAAAUAUCACAAAAUACAUACACAACUAUAUAUAUAUAUAUAUCAGCAACCACAUGGCUACUCAGAAAGCCCACGACGCCACCGGAAAGAUGAGUCAGCUCUGCCGGAGAAUCGUCCACGUCAACGUCCGGUGGAGCAUCGUGGAGAAAGUUGCUAUACUCCGGCGGUUCUUUAGGAUUAUCUGGGAGAGGAUUCUUGUUUGCUCGGUGCGGGUGCGCGGUAGUAAUAGUAGAGCUCGCUACAGGAGAAUAUUGUCCACCAGAAGAAACGACGCCGUUUCUCCUCUAACGGAAUCCAUCGGAGAAAACCACGCUGUUACGACGGCGUCAACUAGCGGCUACGAAACCGACUCCGAUUUGGUCUCCUUGAAGAUCAGUUUGUUGGGUGAUUGCGAGAUCGGCAAAACAACUUUUCUGAUAAAGUAUGUGGGAGAUGAAGAAGAAAAGAAAAGUUUGCAGACGAAAGGGGUAAAUUUAAUGGACAAAACAUUGCAUAUUGAAGGUGCAAGAAUUGCUUUCAGAUUAUGGGAUGUUGCAGGUGACAGGCGGUCAUUUGAUCAAGUCCCAAUUGCGUGCAAAGAUGCUGUAGCAAUCUUGUUCAUGUUUGAUCUUACCAGUAGAUGUACUCUCAACAGUAUAACUGGAUGGUACAGCGAAGCAAGAAAGUGGAAUCAGAAUGCAAUUCCAAUACUAAUAGGGACCAAAUUUGAUGAUUUUGUUCAACUUCCACUCGAUAUUCAGUGGACUGUCGUCACUCAGGCACGUGCGUAUGCACGUGGUAUGAAAGCAACACUAUUCUUUUCAAGCGCAACGCACAACAUCAACGUGAACAAGAUAUUCAAAUUUAUUAUGGCCAAGCUCUUCAAUUUGCCAUGGACCCUCCACAGAAACUUGACUCUUGGUGAACCUAUUAUUGACUUUUAAUUUUUCUUAUUUCCCUUUUCUCUUCCAAUUAAUUAAUUAAUUGUCCUAACUAAUUAAUCAUACAUUUUUGUAAAUAGUUUAAUUGUAAUAUUAGCCAAUAUUAUUACCUUUUCCAUCUAUCCCUUUUUGGUGCAAUUGUUGUGCUUGGGAUAGUGCAAUUGUUGUGCUUUUAACGAAACGAAUCGGUUCAAUACAGAAACAAGAUUUCAUUAGUUCAGAUCA
Molecule: messenger RNA, 1274 nt
Organism: Erythranthe guttata (spotted monkey flower)
Lineage: Eukaryota; Viridiplantae; Streptophyta; Magnoliopsida; Lamiales; Phrymaceae
Product: septum-promoting GTP-binding protein 1
Molecular function (GO): GTP binding; GTPase activity
Source: RefSeq, a predicted model, not a curated record